Molecule: messenger RNA, 255 nt
Organism: Ostertagia ostertagi
Lineage: Eukaryota; Metazoa; Nematoda; Chromadorea; Rhabditida; Trichostrongylidae
Source: the annotation of a GenBank genome assembly
UCUUGCCUUGACGACCGUUCCCUCUGUGAUCCACACGCUGAAUGUGUGCCUGGAGAAGGAGGACACUACGUCUGCAAUUGCCACUACGGUUAUCGUGGCAACGGCCGAACAUGCACUCCUGAUUCCGAUUCGCGCGAUGACGUUCUGCUCGUUUCUCGAGGAAUGGCAAUUUUCCACCGAGGAAUAAAUCCAGAAGUGCCCGGAAAGCAGCUGGUCGUGAAUACCUCAUCAUAUCGCUGUCGGUUUGGACUAUGA